GGGGUAACUCUCGGUCCCCGCAGCUCCACUGCAGCAGCUGGCGCUGAAUCCUCGGCGCCACAGUCCUCGCUUUCAGCCCCCGAAGCCUUGGGAGCAGCUCGGCCUCCGCCGGCGCUGUCCGCCUGCGGCGGGGGCUGCUCCUGUAGGACUCGGGGGCGCCUGUUCCGGCGUGUCCCUUGCAUCGAGAAAUGGCCCCCAGCCGGGAUCUGGGGCGGGCGGGGGAGCGAGAGUGGGAAGAAGGGGAAACUGCGGCGGAAGAAUCAUCCCCAAGGGGAUAUUUGGGGGCCAACGGUAUAAAGGUCCCCUGUUAGAGGAGGAAGCACUUAGCAAAGCAGUUGAAAAUGGAUUAUCUUCACCAGACUUUUCUGAGCUUUGUGUUUGGUUAAGUUCUGAAAUAAAAUCAAUGUGUGACCUGGAAGAAAGCAUCACUUCAACAGCUGGUGGGGAAGAUGUAGAGAGCUUCCAGCUUGAGAUUAGUGGUUUUUUAAAAGAAAUGGCUUGCCCAUAUUCAGCACUUGUGUCUGGAGAUAUUAAGGACAGGUUAAAAAAGAAAGAGGAUUGUCUUAAACUCCUGUUAUUUUUAAGUACAGAGCUUCAAGCUUUACAGAUUUUGCACAGCAAGCAACUUAAAAGUUCUCAUUUGGAAAAGAAUAAUGAAAUCUAUCAGGAAGUGCAAACUCUCUGUGACUCUCUGGGCCUAUUAAAGCCAUCAUCUUCUGACAUUCCUCUCUUGUUAAGCAACGUGGAGUCAAAGAUCAAGGACAUUCUUUCAAAAGUAAAAAAUACCCAUGUAGGGAAACCACUGCUAACAACGCCUUUGAAUCCUGAUCAGACGGAAAGAUUGGAAAAAAUCAAUGAUGCCCUCUGCAGUGAAUAUGAAUGUCGUCGUCGGAUGUUAAUGAAGCGGCUUGAUGUGACCGUACAAUCCUUUGGAUGGUCUGAUAGAGCAAAGAUUAAAACAGAUGACAUAGCAAGAAUUUAUCAGCCCAAACGUUACGCACUAUCUCCUAAAACAACCAUUACGUUUGCCCAUCUUCUUGCUGCUCGAGAAGACUUAUCAAAGAUCAUAGGGACAAGUAGUGGAUCGACACGAGAAAAGACAACCUGCGCUAUCAAUAAGGUCCUGAUGGGGAGAGUGCCAGACCGUGGAGGCAGACCAACUGAGAUUGAGCCACCACCUCCUGAAAUGCCCCCUUGGCAGAAGAGACAAGAAGGUGGUGGGAGGGGUGGUUGGGGGGGUGGAGGUGGCAGAGGAGGAGGUGGUGGCUUCAGUGGUGGUGGUAGAGGUGGAGGUGGUUUCCAAGGACGGGGAGACUAUGGGGGAAGGGGGGGUUACAGUGGCAGAGGUGGCUAUGGAGAUCUGUAUGGUGGAAGAGGAGGAGGAUACAGAAGAUACUAACAGCAACAUUGUAAAUACUAAUAACUGACAAAACAUGAUUGUGAUAUUUACUGGUAGCAGGAGGUGUGUAUAUUAGCAAUGGUUUAGUGUUAUGAUAGGAAAGUUAAUUAUGAUCUCUUUAUUAAUGAAUCACUGCAUUUGAUCCCUGAUAUUAUCACUAAAUCCUGUUAGUCAACUGAACAUUUUUUAUACUGAAAUGUGAUAUCUUAAAGUAGUCCUCUUUUUGCACUGCUUGUGUGUAUUCUUAAACAGUUUGGUUUUUUUUAAUAACAAACUUCAAAAAAGUGAAUAGAAACAAUGAAUUUUCCUUUUUUCAAUGUUAUUAUUUUAUGUCCAGAUCUCUUUAAUUAUUGCCAGUCAUACCCAGAAUACAGGAAGUGAUUUAGGAGGCAUUUGGCUUUGUAGGCCAUACUUAGUUUUAUAUGUUUUAAAAGGACUAUAGAAUGCUGGUUCCUGCUUCUUGUCUUGUUUCAUGCAGAGGACUGAAAGAAUU
Messenger RNA from Chelonoidis abingdonii (Abingdon island giant tortoise), 1892 nucleotides. The record is from RefSeq and is a predicted model, not a curated record. NCBI's taxonomy places the organism in Eukaryota, Metazoa, Chordata, Testudines, Testudinidae.